UUUUGGUUUGAUUUUGCAGAAACAUUUCCCCGUUGCUAUAAAAUGCAUCACAAAAAAGGGUUUGAUAAAAACGCAGAAUUUGCUUGGAAAGGAAAUAAAAAUUCUUAAAGAACUGACAGAGCUACAUCAUGAGAAUGUCGUUGCCUUGUUGGACUGCAAAGAAUCGCAAGACUGUGUCAACUUGGUUAUGGAGUAUUGCAACGGCGGUGAUUUGGCGGACUAUCUCACUGUAAAGGGAACUCUGAGUGAGGACACUGUCAGACUCUUUCUCAUACAAUUAGCCGGUGCCAUGAAAGCGCUUUACACUAAAGGAAUUGUGCAUCGUGAUCUUAAACCACAAAAUAUUUUGUUGUCGCACAAUUAUGGCAAAACUUUGCCUGCGCCAUCGAAAAUCACAUUGAAAAUAGCGGAUUUUGGUUUUGCACGCUUCCUAAAUGAGGGUGUUAUGGCGGCUACACUUUGCGGUUCACCCAUGUACAUGGCUCCUGAGGUUAUAAUGUCUUUACAAUACGAUGCAAAAGCUGAUCUCUGGUCUUUGGGUACCAUCGUGUAUCAAUGUCUGACUGGCAAAGCACCAUUCUUUGCACAAACUCCAAAUGAAUUGAAGGGAUAUUACGAAAAGAAUGCCAAUUUGGCGCCAAAAAUACCCAGCGGGGUCUCACCGGAUUUACGUGACUUGCUGUUAUGUUUGCUGCGGCGCAAUGCAAAGGACAGAAUUUCGUUUGAGAGUUUUUUCAGUCAUCGUUUCUUACAGGGUAAAAAAAUCACCACUUCUGUUUCUCCUACCGAUGUUCCCCCACAAUUAAGUUUGGCAACCACUCCGCCAACAAAAACGAAAAGUCCUCUUCAGCAACUUCAACAACUGCAGCAGCUUUGCGAAGCUGACGUUGAGGCUGCUGCAGCACAACAAGACGAUAAUACAGUUUCCGUUGUAGAGAAUCCGGCUAUUUGCGCUACCAUCACGAACGUAGGCGUGCUUUGCGACAGCGAGAAUAAUAGCGCUUCAUCUGGUUCCCCAGAAGACUCAGAUGACUUUGUUCUGGUGCCUAAGAAUCUCCCAGAAGAUCAAACUGUCAUCGAAUAUGAGAAAAAGCAUUCAGCCGCAUGCCAAGCUGCACAAACGACUAAUCAUUCAAGUCCACCACGCCCAAGCAGUCUACCAAUCUCAGAACCAAAGCCGGUUCCUGCACCAGCUCGUCGGUUCUCGACAAAUACAGUUGAUCCUGUGGCUGGAACGAAUGCAUCUCCAGCUGUUGUGGCAUCGUCACCAAAGCAAACGGUUGUCGGCAUGAGCGGGCAACAGUUUCCUCGGUCACAGCCAAUCAGCGUCAAACAACGUGCUGAACAUCGCAAGACUAGUGUCAGCAGCGAUAUUAAUUCCAUUUCGCCGCCAGCAGUGCAGUUUGCCAUUGGCACUCCGCCUGCCCGUCGGCGUUCAGCUUCCGGUAGCUCAUUGUCGGAGACGCCACCACCAAGUGCACCUUGUACUUGGCAAGUAAGCCCUGGUACACAAACACAGUCUCCUCUGCGGCGUUCAGGCCACAGUUCGCCAGUUCUUCCGUCUACAUUAGCUAAAUUGCCUACUUUGGGUAGUCCCACACUUAUUGUGGGUCCCGGUUCGGUCGGUUCACUGGGUUCCGGGUCUGGUGGAUCAGAAAAUAACAAUCAGCAUCACGUGUUGGGUCCGCGUGCAUUUACAUUACCGGAGCUAGGUGCUACGGGAGGCUUGCAAAGUUUGCUGGAUACAGCUAGCAGUCGGGCCACCGGCGUAGAAGGGCAUCAACUUCAUACUUUCCAUGCACCUGAACUGUCGGAGGAGACACUCAUGGACCGCGAGCAUAAUGAAACACUUUCCAAAUUGAAUUUUGUUUUGGCACUUACCGACUGCAUACAAGAGGUUGCGGAUUCCCGUUGUGCACCUCUUUCAGCGCUCAUGGCUGUGGGUGCAACCUCCUCUGACCAGCAGUCCAUACCGCCACAUGCGCCUGAACAUUGUAAACGAGCUGAGCGGCUAGUGUUGUUGGUGCGUGCUUUGCAUCUCCUUUCGAGUGGAUUGAAUUUGGCUUCCCAACAAUUACGUAGUGGAAAUCUUAAACCCUCAUCAAACGUCAAGAAUGCUUUGCUUACAAUGAACUCCAAAUAUCGAUCAAUUUUAUUCGAAUCAAAAAAAUUAAAUGUUUCUGGUUUGUUGCAAAAAGCAAAUGCAUUCAACAUUACAGCUGACAAAAUUCUCUAUGACUAUGCUUUGGAUAUGUGUCAAGCGGCCGCCUUGGACGAGUUGCUAAGUAAUACAAAAAAUUGCUUUGAACGCUACAAUACGGCGCACAUACUGCUGCAUUCAUUGGUACAGAAAUGCAACCAUCCACAGGACAAGAUGUUACUGAAUAAAUAUCGUGACGCAGUGGAGAAGCGUUUAAAUAUUUUGCAGCAGCAAGGGUACAUAUAUGUCACCGAUGAAAACUCUUAAGGUUCCGAAUUCAGAGUUUACUCUUCAUUUUCGAACUUUUAUAUUUUGGUCAUGAAUUUGAAAAUUUCUGACCAC
This is a messenger RNA of Rhagoletis zephyria (snowberry fruit fly), 2542 nucleotides long. RefSeq names its product serine/threonine-protein kinase unc-51-like protein Atg1 (gene Atg1). Gene Ontology annotation, biological process: reticulophagy; response to starvation; peptidyl-serine phosphorylation. Gene Ontology annotation, molecular function: ATP binding; protein serine/threonine kinase activity. Gene Ontology annotation, cellular component: autophagosome; cytoplasm; cytosol. Lineage: Eukaryota; Metazoa; Arthropoda; Insecta; Diptera; Tephritidae. The record is from RefSeq and is a predicted model, not a curated record.